AUGUCGACUAAUGUACAAUCGGGGAUGUUGGCUAAUUUUUGGGGAGGUAUGGGGUUUGACUCUGAGUUUGUUAAUUCUAAUGGUCACUCGGGUGGUUUAGCUUGUAUGUGGGAUCCCAAGACAUAUGUGAAAGACAUGGUAGCGAAAGAUGAUAAUUAUCUUCAUGUUUCGGGUUUGCUGACGGAUGGUUCUAUUCGUCUUAAUAUUAUUAAUGUUUAUGCUCCUCAACACAAUCAAGAUAAGAGAAAUCUGUGGGCAAAAAUUGUGCAACUUAUGCAAUCGGGUCAAGGUUGGUGGUUGGUUUUUGGCGAUUUCAAUGCAGUUCGAAAUAUGGGAGAAAGAAAAAAUUCAAAGUUCGAUACAGUUUGUGCUAGGGAUUUUAAUAAUUUUAUUGAUGAGGCGAGCCUUCAAGAAUAUAAUUUAAAAGGUAUGAAGUAUACUUAUAUGACGAAUAGGGGAGGCAAGUGUAAGAUAAGUAGAAUUGAUUGGAUGCUCGUUUGUUGCAAUGUUUUUAAUAAAUGGCCAAAUGCUUGUGUUCGCGCUUUAAAUAGAGAAUUAUCUGAUCACUCACCGCUAAUUCUAUCACUCGUUGAUACCAAUUUUGGACCAAAGCCGUUUCGUUGUUUUGAUUCUUGGCUUGAUAGAUCGGGCUGCGUUGAGAUUAUUACUUCAGUUUUAAUUGGAAAUAAUAUGGAGGGUCCUUCGGAUCUCAAUCUUAAUAAUAAACUAAAGAUGUUGCGUAACAGAUUAGAAGUGUGGUAUAAAGCAUGUGAAUGCAAUGAAGAAGAAGAGGAAAAAAGACUUCGUAAUGAAAGAGAUGAGAUCGAGAGGCUGAUGGAAUAG
Molecule: messenger RNA, 843 nt
Organism: Helianthus annuus (common sunflower)
Lineage: Eukaryota; Viridiplantae; Streptophyta; Magnoliopsida; Asterales; Asteraceae
Exons: 1
Coding region: 1-843 (280 amino acids)
Molecular function (GO): catalytic activity
Source: RefSeq, a predicted model, not a curated record